UUGCAACAUCGAGACAUUCACCUCAACGAAGACAACACGACUGAUAAACAUGGAGAAAACACAUGAGCGCAUUUGACGAAGGAGACUAAAGAAAAUGGCACAGACUUGCCGGAAAAUGAAGCGACAGCACAUCGACGCAUAUCGGUCACUGACAAAUACGCGAAAUCUCUUGGUUUUCGACGAGGAAUACCAGAAUACGUGAGGAUUUUUUUUUUCAACAUCACCGCCACGAUCCGAGCAGAGGACAGAGCUAAAAAAAAAAAAAAAUGGCUACGAUAGUUGGUCCCGAGAAGGGUUCUGAACGGACGGCGAUAGAGAGGUUUGGUAGCGGAGGAAUGGCGCUUCUGCCUUGGACCAAACAGAUGCUCACCGUGUUGUGGGAACAGCUUCGGCUGCUGGUUCAGGUCAUUUACUACACCUUCAUAUCGGUUUUCCAGAUGUUCAGGUUCGAGGUUCACGUGAGAAUCACAGACGAGACAGGUCAGCACAUCCAGCACAUGAGCACGGCAACAAACCCAACUGAAUCCUUCCUCUUCUCCUCCUUGUUUGACGGAGACAACGGAGUGAUGGUUGGAGGUUCGAAUCCCCUCUCUAACUUCUGUGCUGACGUCAGCGACCCGUUCACUGGGAAAUCCACCGCUGAGGCCCUGCUGUCCAGUCUGCGCGCUGACGACCUGUGCUGCGGACUAGUGGACGACUUUGUGUCCAGAACAACUGGCAAAGAAGACGGCAUCUUUCUAGGACACCAAUCCAGCUGGAAAAUGGGCUUCCCGGGCGACUGGAACAUCUUUGUAUCGAGCAGCGACAGCUCUAGUUCAAGCGACGCCUGCCAUAAAAGCAGUGAGAAAGUUUUCAAACAGGACACUUCAGAAGAGGAGAGAAGCUCUCACUGGAGCAGCGAGGAAGACCAGAACGUAGUAGAAUUCGACAGUGAGGAGAGUAAGGCUCUCUGGGAGUCCCUGUCGAAAUCCAGUGAUCCGUACAACCCCUUCUUUUUCUCUGCGUGCAUUUCAACAAACACAAACAUGGGGAAGAGUAAAAGCGAAGCGAUGGGCAGCAGUGAUACUGACCUCGUGUCAGUGAGCAAGGCCGGCGAGGAGAUGUCGGGGCCCCGAGGCCUGAAUAUCUGGGUCAGUCGCUCCGACAGCGAGAGCAGUUGGAGCAGUUGGGCCAGUUCUGACGGUUCGAGCCCCGACAUGGACGAGGAGAGCGAGAGGCUCUUGGAGUUUUUCAGCAGUCAUGACCCUUACAAUCCCAUGUGUUUCACUGCAUGCACAGUGAGCAGCACAACGCCUCAAACCACCACCACAGUCUCUGGAGAGCAGGCCGCACUUCCCGCACCUCCCCCCAAGUCGGACACAGACACUGAGGAGAGGGAGAGCAGCUUCCCUCCUUCCUCUGAGGAUGACGAAGAAGAGCAGCUGUGGAAAUCUCUCUGCUCAAAGGACGACCCGUACCACCCUCUCAACUUUCAGGCCUGCCUCCAGAGCUCCCCAGCAACCACAACAACAACAACAACAACAACGCUACAGUCUGGAGAAGAUUCUGGUGCCCUUCAAGUCCACCACACAAAAAGUGUACCCACAAAGGGCAAGAAAUGUGAAAAAGAGGCAAAAACACCCCGAAGACCGAGAGCCACUAAGCCCUCCCUGCCCGAAAGACAUUUAAAGCAUCACUCCCAUCCAGACAAAACACUGGUGCCCUGGAAAAAGCCCAGACAAACACCUCAGUCACUGCCAGAGGAGAAGGAAAGCAAGGCCAGCAGCACCCAGAAACAGGUGCGAUUUUCUCCUCUAGUCCAAGUCCAUGUCAUGCGGACCUGGCCAUUUGCUCGACAGGCAUCUCGUAAAGGACACUGGGAAGAAAUGGUGCGAGACCGGGACCGCUUCAGGAGGCGGAUCCAGGAAACAGAGCAGGCCAUUGGCCGCUGCUUCACCCAGACCCACAGAGAGAGGAUCCGGGCGUAUCUGGACGGUGCCUUGAACUGAAUAGAAAUCCUCAAUACUGAAUGUUUUAUUUCCUUUUCGGAUGAGAACUUGUGAUUGGUUGCAAUGCAACAGUGAUUUUGAUUUAGGCCAAUCAGAAAUUUGUUGUUAGGCCAACUUUUAAUAUUUGGUGUCAAGUUGAACAACCUUGUACCUCAAAAGGUUUUAUACAUUGUGGGACUGUUGCACUGACUGACACUUUCUCAUAUUAACCUCAGCAUUAAUGUGUGGAAUGUUUUUGUAUGCCUUAUAUACCGAUGACCUAGUAAUGUAACUUAUUUAUGCCCUAUGGAGCUUGUCAUUUAUUUUAUUUUUUACUGUUUUUAUGUGUUUUUCUAUGUGUGAACAAACCACAGUGAAAUCUAGAAGUUAAAAGUAGAUGAUGAUAUCAUAAGAAAGCAGAGCUUCACAGUGCAAAGUGUCUUUGAGUUUUGUUUGAGCAUGAUGUAUACAUAUAAAGUUCUGGUGCAGUUUUUUGUCUUAUUGUUAAAUUAUUUUAGUUGUCUUGUGUUUUCUUAUUCGAUGGCACAUAAUAGCAGUGUGGAAAUAGAUAUCUUUGUUAUAUUUGACGGGAAAGAUUUAAACACUUUGUCCUAUGUAACUCACGCCGCUUCUUAUGGUAACAUCCUGUAGCCAAAAAUAUAUCAAAAUCAUCUGUAGCAAAUUUGUUAUUAAAUGCUUUGUCAAAUCAAUAAAAUGUGUUACACUGUCA
Molecule: messenger RNA, 2697 nt
Organism: Morone saxatilis (striped sea-bass)
Lineage: Eukaryota; Metazoa; Chordata; Actinopteri; Moronidae
Gene: ppp1r15b
Product: protein phosphatase 1, regulatory subunit 15B
Exons: 3
Coding region: 267-1988 (573 amino acids)
Biological process (GO): response to endoplasmic reticulum stress
Cellular component (GO): endoplasmic reticulum; protein phosphatase type 1 complex
Molecular function (GO): protein phosphatase regulator activity
Source: RefSeq, a predicted model, not a curated record